ACCUCGUCUCCCAUGCCAUCCCUUCCUGCCCAUCCCUGCCUUCUCCUCCUCCCGGCCAUUCCCGCCUCUCGUCUCCUCCCUCUCAGGGCUCCCCCCUCCUCCUUCCCAAUCUUCACACAACACGCAAGGAAGGAGCUAGCACCGGGACUCCGAGCCGCCCGUCCUCCCCCUGCGCACUAACAGCCGGACACAGCAGUGCUCUCCUCCCCGACACCCAGCAGCUGGAGCCAUGAGCUGGGGCACGGAGCUGUGGGAUCAGUUCGAUAAUUUAGAGAAACACACGCUGUGGGGAUUAGACUUUCUGGACAAGUAUGCAAAAUUUGUCAAAGAAAGAUUAGAAAUCGAGCAGAACUAUGCAAAACAGCUUAGGAAUUUGGUGAAAAAGUUUUGUCCGAAACGUUCUUCGAAAGAGGAAGAGCCCAGAUUUACAUCAUGCAUGGCAUUUUAUAACAUACUGAAUGAGCUGAAUGACUAUGCCGGACAGCGGGAAGUAGUGGCGGAGGAAAUUGGACACAAAGUUUAUGCUGAAAUAAUGAAGUAUUCCUAUGAGCUGAAAGCUGAGCGAAAAUCGCAUCUGCAGGAGGGGCGGAGGGCGCAGCAGUACCUCGAUAUAUGUUUGAAACAAAUGGACAGUAGUAAAAAGAAGUUUGAGCGGGAAUGCAGAGAAUCGGAAAAGGCGCAGCAGACGUACGAGAAACUGGAUAAUGACACCAAUGCCACCAAAUCUGAUGUGGAGAAGGCAAAGCAGCAGCUGAACCUGCGCACGCACAUGGCAGACGAAAGCAAAAACGAAUACGCGGCACAACUACAGAACUACAACGCAGAACAACACAAACAUUUCUACAUCGUUAUCCCCCAGGUUUACAAGCACCUUCAGGAAAUGGAUGAGAAGAGAACUGUAAAGCUGAGCGAGUGUUAUAAAGGUUUUGCUGAUGCAGAGCGAAAAGUUAUCCCAAUUAUCUCAAAAUGCCUAGAAGGAAUGGUGCAGGCAGCCAAGUCUGUGGACGAGCGCAGGGACUCUCAAAUAGUUGUGGAUUGCUUUAAAUCUGGCUUUGAACCCCCUGGAGAUUUCCCUUUUGAAGACUACAGUCAGCACAUUUACCGAACGGUUUCUGAUGGUACAAUAAGUACCACAAAGCCAGAAGUAACAAGAAUCGACCCCAAAAUAACAAUGGGAAAAGCGAAGGGCAAGCUGUGGCUUUUUGGGAAGAAACCCAAGGGCCCGGCUUUAGAAGAUUUUAGUCACCUUCCCCCAGAGCAGAGACGGAAGAAACUGCAGCAAAGAAUUGAUGAACUGAAUCGAGAGCUUCAGAAGGAGAUUGAUCAAAAAGAGGCCCUGAAUAAGAUGAAAGAUGUCUAUGAGAAGAGCCCACAAAUGGGAGACCCCAGCAGCUUGCAACCAAAAAUAGCAGAAACGAUGAGCAACAUUGAGAAGCUUCGGAUGGAAAUACAUAAAAAUGAGGCCUGGCUGUCGGAGGUGGAAGGAAAAGUGGCACAGAGAAGUGAAAGGAGGCACAGCUCAGAAGCUAAUCACCUGGUGGCACAAGGAAGAGAGAGUCCGGAAGGAAGUUACACAGAAGAUGCGAACCAAGAAGGUAGAAUCCAACCUCAGCCCGCCAUUCAUCCAGAAUUUGAUGAUGAGUUUGACGAUGACGACCCCCUCCCAGCCAUUGGGCAUUGUAAAGCGAUCUAUCCUUUUGAUGGUAAUAAUGAAGGCACUCUGGCUAUGAAAGAAGGAGAAGUGAUGUAUAUCAUUGAGGAAGACAAAGGUGACGGCUGGACAAGAGCAAGACGGCAGAACGGAGAGGAAGGCUACGUGCCCACGUCUUACAUAGAGGUUACUCUAGAGAAAAACAGUAAAGGUUCCUGAAGAGGGUGUCUGUGAAUCUGGGCGAGAUGUGGAAGGCGUUUACAUGCAGCUUCUUUUAAGGGGAGGGGAAUUAGGCCGGGGACACAUGUGAGAGCAGCAACAUGCAUGAACGCAUGAUACAUACGUGUUAUUUACUAACUUUUUUUUUUUUUAUGGUGCCAUUUUCGCUUGCAAUGGGAAAUGCACCUCCAUUUUCACAUUACAUCAUUCCAUCCUUAUUUUACAAAUGACAUAAGUGGAAAACAAACUAGUGAAUGUUGUAUCCUGCUGCACCUUGAUGGCUCUCACAGGAACGUCCUCCUCCAUCAUCUGCUGGCCUACCCUCCAAAAGAUGAUGAUCUGUGAUAGUUUGAAUAUUGCACCUUCUUUCCAAACAGCCUUGAAUAAAGACCUGACCCUCCCAAUUUUUUUACCUUGACAAUUCCAUGUUUUUUACAUGACCCUUAGUAAUGACCACCGAGUGGCUUCAUCUUUGGUGCAGCUCUGCAGAUGUUCACUAGAGUGUUUUUUGUUGUCUCCUUACAUCACAUGGAGGCUUGUUGCCUGCAAGUUUUUAUCUUGCUCGUGUCUGCCUGUGCCAUCUACAUUCUCGACCCUAACCCUUUUAGAUUUGCAUGAAACAUGUUUCUCACCUUAACUUCUUUUCAGCCUCCAUUUUCUUCUACAGUCUGUACAGCCUGAUCGCCUUCCUAUCAAAACCACUAUAUAUUUUUUUUCCCCGUUGACUACCGAUCAUUAAAUAUCUUCAAGCCAACGCUCCCAUAUGUUGUUUUUGCUGCUACGACUGUCCAUCCUUUCCAAUAACUUAUUACAUUCCGGUUUGUAUUUUGGACAUCAAUAACCUUGUAUGUAUCUGUAUAAAUUGCACCUGCAUCAUUCCUGAGCAAAAAAGAAAAAAAAAAAAGCUCUGAAAUCUGGUUCAACUUGUGCUCUGUGAUCCAGAAGAUCAUUCUGCACGGGGCACAGAGCAACUGGCCAAAGAUGGAAGAUCUUCAAUGUUCUGUAGACCACCCUGACUACUUCCCAUUCAGACGCUGCCUUAAACUGGAGUGCCUAGGAGGUCGCUGGCAACGUAUUGCUACCAGAUCAAUAUUCCAUACUUAAUAAUUAGCUUGGCUCAAUGAUUUAUAAUCCUGUCCUCAGGGAAUAACCUUUUUAAGAUCAUAUUUUACUCGUUACAUGGACCACGUGGACCAAUUAAUACAUAAACUUUGGUUCAUUGCAGCUCGUUGUAAUGUGCGUGUGGUUUUUGCAACUAGUGGUUUCCGAGGAUAGGGCUUGAGAUGAGCUGUUUCGGCAUCCUCCUUUUUAUUUCUCCUCUUCAGUGUUUGAAGGUGUGACGCGACCCUUCGGGCACUGGAGAUGUGUACUGUGCCACAGCUGCUGACGCAGCCAUUGUAGGUAUUUUUCUGUGGUUAAGUAUUCUGCAUAGAUCAAGCUAGAAUCGCGACCAUGUAACACAAUCAUUGUAUUUUGUUGAUUGUCUUUAGGACUGUAGUGUAUUUGGGGUUAGGCAGUAACCAGUCCAUUUUAUUGCAAUGUUCAAGCUAUUGCCAGGCAAUCUUUUUAUUUUAUGAACAUGAUAAAAAAUGACAGUAAUACUUAAUAAUUCUGUGCACUUUUCUUUUAUAAACAGGUGUAUUGCUGUUUUAUAAUGUACAUAUAGGUGUCUGAGACCACUUUAAUCACUAGUCUCUAUCCAAAUUUGUGAAUUAAUGUGUGUGUAAAGAACACUGCCUGGCUUAAUGUUUUAUUGGAUGUAUUAAACAUAAUGUAUGAAUUUUUUUUUUUUUAUUAUGUAGUUGCCAGCAAAGCGUAUUUUUAGCUUAAAUACUGGCGAUCUGGCGUUUAAAUAAAUUGCUAAAUUACUAUUAAAA
Molecule: messenger RNA, 3747 nt
Organism: Bufo gargarizans (Asiatic toad)
Lineage: Eukaryota; Metazoa; Chordata; Amphibia; Anura; Bufonidae
Gene: FNBP1L
Product: formin binding protein 1 like
Exons: 15
Coding region: 230-1870 (546 amino acids)
Biological process (GO): signal transduction
Molecular function (GO): protein binding
Source: RefSeq, a predicted model, not a curated record